GGCCAGCUUUCACGAGCACUUCAUCAGGUGCGGGAGCUUGCGGCUAGCUGCUUUAUUACAAAAACACCAGGACAAGGGCUUUCCCGUGGUCUUCGUGAAACACAAUAUUUUGUAAAAAAUUCCACGACUCAACGACUGUGCUCUACGUGAAUAAACAAGUGAUUUUUGGUGCGAAUAAGUCACGCGUAGGACUGAUUAUUAUGGACUCCUUUGACUCUUUAUGUUUUGAGGAUAAAAAAUGCAACCAACUGGGGACAUCGAACAUCACCGAGUUGAUCUACCAUCGAAUGUGCAAUUGACUGGAUCAGAGGGUAUCGUAUAAUUAAUCACCUGAGGGAUAUGGCUAAACCCGUAAUUAUGAUGAUGCUGUGACACGCGGUAGUUGGGAUAAGCGACUAAGGGUGGCUAGAAGUUUCAGAAGUGCAGGAUGCCGCAGGGGAGUGUUCACUGGCAAGGGACACAGAGGCGAGCUUGCGGUCCUGGUGCUCACUGGAACGUUCAGGUGGUAAAGGGGAAAGUGACAACGAGAUGUCUAUGGCACGCCUGCAAAGCCCUGGGAAUAGGCCUUCUACUAAUGCUAUUGGGUGCCUGCAUGGCAACGAUAGGCUACUACGCUGACCAGUUGUCCGUGGCACAGGAGAUUAGAGGGAAUAUCACCGUUAAAGUGAAGAAUGAAUCGAGGGGAUUUCACCUCAAUAAUUUGAGCUACGCCGGACCAAUUGUCAUGGGUGUGGGAGGUUUCAUCGUAGUGGCAGCAUGUGUGAUGACCUUCGAGGCGCGUGAUAGUGCAGCUAAAGUCGUGCCAGCACGAUUUCGCUUCAAUCAGAACUCGACUCUCAAGUACGGUCGUCAUCAGCGGCCACGUCGGUCAACCUCGAGUCAAACGACAAAGUGGGACCACCAAUUGGGUCUAUUUCGCGUAAAUAGAACUCCAAGCCCAAGUGCCCACGAGAUAUCCCGGAAAGCCCUCACAGCGGAGUUCGUCAGGUUCUCCAAAAACCUCGGGGAUAAGGGAGUACCAGAGCAUCCAAUUAAGAAGAGUCCAAGUGCUCCAUCGUUAGUCAUGAAAAAAUCACCGUCAAGACGAAAAACAUCGAAAUUCGCAGCAUGCGCGUUGCUGAAUCCAGAGCUUUUGCAGCGACAUGCGGUGUCUGUUGAUAAUCCUGGGUAUAGUCCUCCGAGGAUUAGUCGGGAGAGCUUGGAUAAUAAUAAAAUGACUGGUAGUCAAGUAUCAAUGGCAAUGGACCUCUACAUCCCGAACAAAGGACCCGUUACGCUCAAGAUUAAGGACAGAUCGGACACUGCCAAACGCCAUCAACUUCUUCGGCAGGGGAAAAUAGAAGACAUUGAGGAUGAAGAAGCGAAGAGAAUGUUGUCACGUAGACAGCAUCAUUCAGAUUCAAUAGCCAGUCCAAUGGGAGCAUACAGCCGAUAUCCCAGCGACUAUGUGCCCCGCAAAAGAGCCUCAAUAGACCUCCGAUUGACGGAUGAAUACGGAGCGAUGGGUAUCCUGAGUCGUGGCAGUUCACCCAGGGAUUUCCGUAAAACCUCGUCCCCAAAUUUCCGUAACAUGUCGUUCGACAGAUCAUCAAGUAGAAAAGCCAGCCUCGAAUUCCGGCGUAGCCCGGACUUCCGCAGGGCUGACUACAGGUACAUGGAUGAGGUUGAAGUGAGGUCUAGGGCAAAUACCGGAGAAACUAGACGACAGAGACAGAAGCUUAAUCACUCAAAGUCCGAUGAUAACCGGAGGAGAUCUUUUGAUCGCUACAGAAGAGACUCUCAUCAAGCAAGCAGACACUCACUCAAUACACAAGUUGUUGUUGAGGGCUGUGGGCCCGAAUAUGAAUUGAAGUACUUCACUAGUUUAUCAUUGGAGAAGGACGAACGAAGAUCGAGUGUUACGGAUUCUAGUCACGUUGUGGAGAUUGAGGAGACGGAAGUUCAUGAUGUUAAUGUUUCCGAGGAAUGUAUCGGGGAUGAUGCAUUGCUGGAGGAGCCGGAGUUGGAGAACAUGAAUGAUGUUGAGGAGGUGGAGCAGGAUGACGGAGCUUCGCAAAGUGAUCCGGGGGAUAUUGAAAAGGACGGUGACUCGAGGGAAAUUCUUCUCAAGGUUGAAGAAUGAAGUUGAUUGAAUCCUCAGUUUUGAAGCUUUCCAGGCCAUGAUUAUGUCUGGCAUUGAUGUCGGGAUGAAUAUCUUUCCGAAUACGUCAUCUUGAUUGCGUCGAGAUUCGAUCAGUGUUCGGAAUAAGGUGGAUGAGAGUUAUGUCGAACGCUCUCCAAGAAUUAAAAACGAAUUAAUUAUGAAAAAUGUGGAUAAGUCACCAAAAACGUCUUUGAUUGUCUUGGUGAGGCAAGUGUCUUGAUUGAGAUAGACACAAUGUCUUAAAUUUGGAGACUUGUGUUUUGAGACGUUAUGAAAGUGUCUUGUCUAUUGAACGUCCCACUUUCAGACGGAAAAAAUCUCAUUUUCGUGUCUCCCGUUCGAAUUUUAGACGUCUUGAAGACACUAAUUUUUGCGAAAUAUGAACUUCGGUUCUGAGAUCCGAUGUCCAGGUAUAGCCCUCGCAUAUUUUUGCCUCCAACGAAAGCAUAAAUUGAAAGGAACAGGGAUUUAUUCAACGAGAUGGUUCAAUUGAUUGGGUCCAAUGACAAAAGCGAGGGAAACAGUUUUAUAAAUGGGGGUACUCCUGAAGCAUCUUCAUUGAAUCAUAUUUAAGUGAUAGGGAACGAAGCUGUAGCACCGGCAAGUGAUGCUUCUCGUUAUUAUGGCUGGAAAUGAGCUGGGAGAUCACCUUGAAUGCCGGUGUUUAAAGAAAAUAAUAUGAAGAAGAUUUAUGAAAUGAAAAGUGCAAAAAUAAACGACCAGAAACAUCACAGUUAUGAAGAGAUGAAUCACGGAUGAUGUGCAUUAUUCAGUAAAAGCGAGUGUGAAAGUUCAUCUCGAAGGGGAAAAUUUCAUUUUCCAGAUUCCGAAUGCGGAUAAACGUGAAUCGAAGGCACUCGUGACAGUGAAUACACUCGUAAAACGACUUGAAUGAUAUUUAGUGGGAAAGUUUUUCAGUGUCAAUUGUAUCAAACGUCACGAAUUGCGUUUUUGUCAUGUGACAAUCAACUUUUAAGAGCGAAUAUCCGAUUCCCUCCGUGAUCUCUGAAUUAUUCUUUCGUUUUGUUUCUUUCCAUUUGCGGGUGAAGCUCAAACUGCCACACGCAGACGACGAUGGUCAAUAGUCUUUAGAUUUGCGAACGGGAGGAAACGGAUGAAGGUGACAUGAUGGGGCACUUUUUUAAUUGAGUAAUGGAAGAAACGGAUGUCAUUCACAUGGUCUCUCAGGAAAUGACGGUAGAGUGCGUUUUGCAGGUGCAAAAUGUUGAUAUUUCGGAUCCUUUUUCGCACGAGAAAAUGCCCGACUUUUCUGAAAUGGUUAUCAUUACUGUACUUCAUUAAAAAAAUAGAGAAAUCAUUUCAGUUACCGACAACGUUGAAUUAUUGUCAGAUGUAUAUUUUGUACCUGUGACACAAUCGAAUUCAGAUACACGCGAUUUAGGGGGGAAUAUCGAUUGAUAAUCAUUAAAUAUUUGUAGAGUUACUUCCGGACUUGCAGGGUUUUGAAACGAACCUCCGGGUACCGUGAUUUUUUUCAUGAAUUAGUCAACUCAUCAAUCCGUGUCUGACGGCCUCAAGAAUGGAUAAGAAAAUUUUCAAGGUUUAAACCGGAUAUUAGGGCAUCUCUAGAGAAAGAAGUGAGAUACAACUCCAGUGUAACAAAGUAUUUCUAUCGCACACUGGUUUUAGCUCUCGUGUAAAUAUAUUUUUGUACCCUGUGGUGAUGUAACAACUGUUGAAAUAUUGAAUAUUGAGCCGUGCGGUACAAUCAUCGAAAAUUGUGGAGUUGUUCCGCAUUUUUUAAAUAAUUGUAGCUAUUGUUGGAAUCUACCCUUUUUUUAUCACGUCUAACUCGACAUUUCAUAUCAUAAGUGUAAAUCUAUCCAGUUUGUACUCUUCAAGACGACAAAUUUCAACUAAUAUACAAGUGGAAAGAUACCAAAAAUGUGGUAUUAACAUGUAAAAAUUGUUGUAUCCUUUGAAUGGAAAAUAGUACUACAUGUUGUACUUCGUUGUUUUAGAGGUAAGGGAGGAUAUAAAUGAUAAAUAGACACUAAGUAACAGAGAAAACAUAAUCGAGCUGUGAUGUAUACGUUUGUUCGUUAUCGUAAUCGCCCUGAAAAUCAGGAACAAUUGGUUACGGAUGUAUUCCAACCUUGACGACACUUGUUAAUCAUAUUUUUAAUCCAAAAAAUCGUCUGGAAAUGUAUCAUCGAUGAUGUCAGUAAUUGGUAAACUCAAUUAUUACUGAGGGUAUGUAAAACGAUAGUUUGUUGUGCAAAACCCGAAUUGUAUCCUUUGCAUGUUCAUUGUUGUGACAUAUCAAUAAACAAAAGAUUAACAAACCAUGAGGACAAUUUGUGCCAUCACGACAUUGUUUAUAUCUUUAUUGCAAACUGGCAUACAGUCGAAAUCACACUGGAAACUGCGAUUCCCGCGCUUAAAUUUUUCAAGUGAGUUUCUUCAGUUCUACUGAACAUUUCUUUACGUGAGAAUUUUUGCACUCAACGAAUACAAUGCUCCCAUUCAAUAUCAGUUCUCUCACCCAAACUUACCAUCGGCUUAAUCUAAUUAUCAAUAGCAGAAAAUAAUAAAAACAUAAAAAUAGUGAAAAAUCUAAUAAAUUUUUAAAAAAUCAAGUGGAUAGUAUUUGAUGUAAUACAAUUAAUACUUUGUACAGCUCCUGAGUACUUUUGAAGAAUAAGGAAGUACUCAUGGGGUAAUUCCUCAAGAGAAAAAUCAAUCAAUCGAUAAAACUUUUCGACAAACAGUGACAAGAAUUGCCCCGUUCGGUGGAUAAAACAGACUUAUUCCAGGAACGCUCAACC
Molecule: messenger RNA, 4932 nt
Organism: Diachasmimorpha longicaudata
Lineage: Eukaryota; Metazoa; Arthropoda; Insecta; Hymenoptera; Braconidae
Exons: 7
Coding region: 428-2122 (564 amino acids)
Source: RefSeq, a predicted model, not a curated record